GUUGAAGGAACUGGUGUCCAAACAAACUGGCUAAGCUCAGGCUUAGCUGCAGAUAAAAGUUAUAAUAUGUGACUCGUCAUAUUUUCGUAAUUUGAGACACAAAACAAAACAACAACAAUAACAAAAAAAAUCCUAUAAUGGAUAUGUUUAAUAAACUGACGACUCUUUUCCAGCAGGCCCUGGAAACAAGAGAGCCUUCAGAAAAUCUGCUCGACUCUUUCGUCGAUCACUGGAAAGGAAUAACCAACUACUACAUUGAAACUACAGAUGAGGCGCAGCCGGUGAAGCAAACGGACAUCCCGUGGAGACUGAAGCAGAUGCUGGACAUCCUGGUGUAUGAGGAGAGAGAGCAGGACGUGGAGGAGACAGGGCCAUGCAUGGAGUACCUGCUCCAACACAAACUGCUGGAGACACUGUGCACGCUGGGAAAGGCACAGUAUCCUCCUGGAAUGAGCCAGCAGGUCCUGCUGUUUUUCUCCAAACUCCUGGCGCAGAUCCAGAAGCCCAUGCUGCAUGUGAUUAACGUGUAUCGACCCGUACAGAAGCUGAUCCGUCUAUGUGGGCUCCCUGACUCGCAAACAGAGAAGGAGGAAUCGCUGUUUCUUUUUACCAUUUGUUCUCGUGUGAAGAAAGACCCGUACGUCCUCAACUACAUCCUGGAGACGGAUAAAGAAGGCCAGCCUCAGAGAUGUAGCUCCGUGUCAGGGGAAGGUGUGGAAGGAGCCGGUGGAGGAUCCAGUCCAGAGGACUCGGCUUCCCCUUCCACGCAGAGCUCGAACCAGCCAGACACGGGUUUUAUCCGGAUCCUCGUGCAGCUUGGGAAAAGCCAGAAAAGCCGCGUUGCCUUGCGGGCGAUGGAGAGCGUGCUAAUCCUGACCAGCGUUCCUCACGUGGACACGUCCAAGCUUCUGGCAGAGGAAACUCCACUGUGUGACCUUCUAGCAGAGAGAGCGUGCGAGCUCUACGGCGCCAUCCCCGUCACACUCCAUCCCGAAGACAUACACAGCUACACCAUCAAACAGUGGAGGAUUCGGUUGUCCCCGGUCAGCGCGGAGGAAACCCAGACGUUUCCGGCGCAGGAGCACGUGGACAAGUUCUUCUGCUGGCUCGACUACUGUGACCAGCUCAUUAAAGACGCGCCAGAGGUGCUCGCCGUUAAACUCGCCAGAGCUCUUCACCAGCAGUGGCUUACUGGAAUCGUUCAGCCCCAGCUGCUACAGAUGUCCGAGGUUGGCGUUCUGGUCCACACGGCUCUCCUGUCACGCUGCGUCCAUCACAUACGCUCCGCCGUCCUUCUGCACGAGCUGGUGCACUUCCUGCUAGGCGGCGACACGCACCGGGAGCAGCAGACCGCCACGCCCCCGCACUCACACGUGCUACGCUACCAUCUCAUCAAGCAUUGCGACCACAUCUCAGACGAGAUUAGCGUCGCAACAUUACGGCUCUUCGAGGAACUCCUGAAGAAGCCCGACAAGCUCAUCCUGACCAACCUGGUGCUGCGGAACCUCGAGACUCGCUCCUAUAGGAUGCCGGGUUCAGGGGGCGUCGACGAGAGAUCAGGAGCUGAUCUUGAGUUCCUGGAAGAGUCAGAGGAGAUGGAGGAAGAUCCUUUCUUCACAGACAGCGAGUUCAGCGGCUCGGAGCGUUUACUCUCCAUGUCCCGGGAAGACAGAAAGUCCAGCGCGCGCCCACAGAUAGCUGAAACCGUUAACAGUUUUCUCUGUCUAGUUCCCCAAGAGGCAAAAACGUCCCAGCAUGCACAAGGAGCGGGAUAUGACACGUACGUCCACGAUGCUCUAACAUCGCUGAAAGAGUGUUCGGCUGUGUCUGCGGACUGGGGUUGGCCGGACGCCCCGAAACCCAUCGGAGUCCACUCCGACAGCGCAGACUUCUACGAAGGGCACUUCCUCAAAGUGCUGUUGGACAGGAUAGCACGCAUACUGGAGCAGCCAUACGAGCUGAACCUUCAGGUGACGUCGGUGCUGUCUCGGCUGGCCGCGUUUCCCCACCCUCAUCUUCACGAGUACCUGCUGGACCCCUACGUUAGCCUGAGCCCCGGCACUCGCUCGCUCUUCUCUACGCUCGUCCGAGUGAUCGGCGAGCUGAUGCAGAGGAUCCAGCACAUCCCAGACUUCACCCAGAGACUCGUCACAGUCAGGAAACAGCUCACGGGCCUCGAGGAGGAGACUGUAGUGGAUCACGGUAUCCUGUUGAAGGGCGUGAUCGUACUGGAGGAGUUCUGUAAGGAGCUGGCAGCCAUCGCCUUCGUCAAACUUCCCAUGGGCGAUCAGGAGCAUCUCUCGGCCCCUUAAAUAAACACAGGGUGCUGUGAAACUUCAGGUGCUUCAGAGGAACGCAGGACUGUCAACGCAGGGUACAAUACACUGUGGUAUGGGUCACUACCGCUAAGGGUCGGUACCGUUGCCUCGUUGAUGGUCAAACGUGGUUGGACUUGACUGCUUUUCUCCAGCCAUUUUGAAGACUAAGAGACACGUGGUGCCUUUAAAACAGUCAGGAACUGACUGGAUGAACGAUGAUAACGAAUGACUUUCAGCUUCUAUAGUAGGUAAAAUAUUUAAAGUGAUCCAGGCGAGUUCUUCGUCUCAGUCACUACACUAACGCUAAAACUGAGAAAAAUGGCUCCGAAUAUUAUUGUCAUAUCUGUCCAAAAGUGAUGAAGAUGCAGUGGCCUUAUUUAGUAUUAAUAAUGUGUAUUUUUAUACACAGAAAUCAUGACAAAACUAUUAUUUUUAGAUUUUUUUUUUUUUAACCAAAAUUACAGUUAUUCUAAUUUGAUCAAAUCCAUGAAUGCACAUUUUUCCAUAGAAAUUUAAGCGGCAUAGUCAAGAUAAUCCUUGCUGCUGAAUCAAACGUCCAGGAGGUUGAAAUGGACCUGAUGCAACUCCUCCUAUAAACCUAACCCUAAGCCGUGGGACAACACAAAACAACACACACACUUAUCCAGCCUGAAACACUGAGUUCCGACACCUAUUGGACUUUUUUGUUCGAGUCUGCACAAGUAUUAAGAGCUGGAUUAGGUCUAACUCCACCCCCUGGACUUUUGAUUCGAGUCUGCACAGGUAGAAGGAGCUAGAUCAGGACUAACUCCACCCCCUGGACUUUUGAUUCGAGUCUGCACAAGUAGGAGGAGCUGGAUCGAUCUAACUCCACCCCUGGACUUUUGAUUCGAGUCUGCACAGGUAGAAGGAGCUAGAUCAGGUCUAUGUCCACCCCCUGGACUUUUGUUUCUGCAGCAAGGGGUACUUGACGUACUUAGCUGGAACAGAGCAAUAAUCUAGUGUGGUAGAGAAGAUCACCUUUAUCUGCACACGUCAUGAAAUAGAUAAUGCACACGCUUAAUCGGCUGCCCAUAAACGCUGCCUUAUCUAGGCAGCCUAAUCCCAAAGAGUACAGAAUAGGCACGGGUAGCGACCGUAUCGAAUUGAAGCGUUCAUGCUAAAACAUUUUGCACAUUGUAUAUUAAGUUAUAUCGUAUAACUGAUUAUCAGUUAGUUAGUGAGCUACAUUUGAGGUAAGGGGGAAACAUAACACCAAGAACAAAAAAAAAAAAAGUCUAGAGUUUGGAGGAUCCUGAGCCAUAUCACAUCUCACCUUCGUGUCAUCGAGUUUCCCAUAGCGACAGCAGAAUUAUCAGCUUUAAUGCGUGUUUAACGUUUAAGUAUCAUGAUCAUAUCACAGAAGUGUUUAGGAGACUUGAGCCAUUUCUGCGCAUUAGUUAAGUCUUAUAUUAUUAUUUAUAUUAUAUUAUUAUUAUCAUAGGCUUUGAAUUGAGUACGGAAAAAAGUCUUUAUUACGUGUGAUACGUUACAUAUGGAUAUUUAAUAAUUAUCUGAUGUGUUUUAAUGUUACGUAGCUGACCCAAACAGUAAGUCUGCAGAUACGUCUGGUCGUGCGUUUCGUCUUCCGAUUCCUCUCUUUUUCACUCUAUUCAUUUUUUUUUUCCCUAAAAAGAGUCUCAGUCCUUAUCGCUGUGACGUUAAUUAAGAUGUUCUCAGAGAUCUGUGUAAACAUGGACAAUAUAAAGAUGAUAAUCACGACA
Messenger RNA from Ictalurus punctatus (channel catfish), 4060 nucleotides. RefSeq names its product FHF complex subunit HOOK interacting protein 2B (gene fhip2b). Bases 138 to 2312 code for a protein of 724 amino acids. The transcript has 17 exons. Lineage: Eukaryota; Metazoa; Chordata; Actinopteri; Siluriformes; Ictaluridae. The record is from RefSeq and is a predicted model, not a curated record.